UUGGAUGAAGGAUUCAUUCGUUAAGUUCUAGUGUCACACCAAACAGGUGGGGAUUGGAGAAAAAUAAUAUUGAAAUAAAAAGAGUUUAAACAAAUCUAUAGCGCCAUGAAGUUAAGCGCAAUUGUUUUAGCAGUUUUAGUGGUGAUUGUUAAUCAAAGUGAUUGCUUAGAAAAUGGUCUUGCAAGGACACCUCCAAUGGGCUGGAUGCACUGGGAAAGAUUCAGAUGCAUCACAGAUUGCAAGAGCUAUCCAGAUGAGUGUAUUAGUGAGGACCUUUUCAAACGAAUGGCUGAUAAGUUGGUCUCUGAAGGUUAUGCCAAAGCUGGUUAUGAAUAUAUCAUAAUUGAUGAUUGUUGGCUGGAGAAGGAAAGAGACAACAAAACACAAAAACUCGUUGAAGAUCGUGAACGAUUCCCAAGUGGUCUUAAGGCUUUAGCUGACUACAUUCAUGGAAAAGGAUUGAAAUUCGGUCUCUAUCAAGAUUACGGAACUCUCACAUGUGCCGGAUAUCCAGGUGUUAUUGAUCACAUGGAACUUGAUAGUCAGACGUUUGCUGAUUGGGAUGUCGAUUAUGUUAAACUUGAUGGUUGUUAUGCUGAUAUCGAUGACAUGGACAAGGGUUAUCCAGCAUUUGGAAACUUUUUGAACAAAACCGGCAGACCAAUGGUUUACUCAUGCAGUUGGCCAGUUUACCAAGAAUACAAUGGAAAAUUGCCCAAUUAUACAGCUUUGAAGGAACACUGCAACUUAUGGAGAAACUGGGGUGAUAUUGAUGAUUCUUAUGAAUCAGUCGUAUCGAUCAUGGAUUAUUUCUCAAAGAACCAAGACAGAAUUCAACCACAUGGUGGUCCAGGUCACUGGAAUGACCCUGACAUGCUUAUCCUUGGAAACUACGGAUUAAGUUAUGAACAGAGUAAAACUCAAAUGGCUGUUUGGGCAAUUCUUGCUGCUCCAUUGAUCAUGUCAAACGAUCUUAAAGCUGUUCAGCCUGAAAUUAGAGAUAUUCUUACAAAUAGCGAAAUCAUUGCGGUUAAUCAAGAUCCAUUGGGAAUUCAGGGUCGUCGUGUUCUUUUGAAAAAUGAUAUUGAGGUAUGGGCAAGACCUAUCACCCCAACAUCUGAAGCUGGAGAGUAUUCAUAUGCAGUUGCUUUUGUUAGUCGACGAGCUGAUGGAGCACCCUAUUCAAUAAAAGUCACAUUGAAAGAACUUGGUCUAAAGAACACUAAGGGUUAUAAGAUCAGGGAUCUUUUCUCUGGAGCAAAGAAACGUGGAAAGUAUCAUUCAUUGGAUACAUUUGAAACAAGAAUUAAUCCAACAGGAGUGAAUUUCUACAAAUUCAGCGCUUAUUAAUUAUAGGAUAUUGCCAGUAUUAUUUUUAAUGAUGUGAAUUACAAUUUCUGUGAUUGUUGAUUAUGUAAAUAAAAAGAAAAACUAAAUAUAAUAAAAAAAAUUAUGUUUGUC
This is a messenger RNA of Eupeodes corollae, 1461 nucleotides long. Its product is annotated as alpha-N-acetylgalactosaminidase. Lineage: Eukaryota; Metazoa; Arthropoda; Insecta; Diptera; Syrphidae. Gene Ontology annotation, molecular function: alpha-galactosidase activity. The transcript is spliced from 9 exons. Gene Ontology annotation, biological process: glycosylceramide catabolic process; oligosaccharide metabolic process; glycoside catabolic process. Gene Ontology annotation, cellular component: cytoplasm. The record is from RefSeq and is a predicted model, not a curated record. Bases 106 to 1350 code for a protein of 414 amino acids.